Molecule: messenger RNA, 1524 nt
Organism: Cucumis sativus (cucumber)
Lineage: Eukaryota; Viridiplantae; Streptophyta; Magnoliopsida; Cucurbitales; Cucurbitaceae
Exons: 3
Coding region: 205-1359 (384 amino acids)
Source: RefSeq, a predicted model, not a curated record
AGGACCACCUUACAAAAAAACCCCAAAACACUCUUCCCUUUCUCCUUCCUUCUUUUCCCCCUCUCCAUAUGAUUUUACCAUCGCUUUUCUAACUUAACAACGAACCCUAUCCCCCCCACCCUUCUCCACCGGGGAGGACAGGGCCCACCCACCCGCUCCCCAUUUUGAUCAUCAUCAUCUUCUUCUUCUUCUUCUUCUUCCUCCAUGAGGAAACUCUGUCCUAAUUUCGACAAAGAAAAUGGCCUCGAAACCGUUCUUGAAGUCCCCAUUCCUGAAGAAAUGUUCACCAACAUGGGCACCAACGCCGCUCUCCGUUGGCAAAAUCUCCGUGCCUUAAUGAAAGCUCAAUCCACCGCCGAUUCUCUCAACAAAUCUUCCUCUCAUCUCUCCGCUGCUUCCAAUAACGAAUUCAUGGCUCUUCUCAAACUCGUAGGAUCUCCAUUAAUCCCUUUCCAAGUCCAUCUCGACCUCACCUUCAAUUGCUCUUUGCGUGAUUAUUCCAUCGAGGCGUCGACGGCGAAGUAUAUUGUGCAGCAAUAUGUGGCGGCGACGGGAGGACAAGCGGCGUUGAACUCAGUGAAUAGUAUGUAUGCGGUUGGACAAGUGAAAAUGGUGGGAUCGGCGAUGCAACAAGGGGAAGAUAGUGUACAGGCGAGGGGGAAAUGUGAGGUUGGGGGAUUUGUGUUGUGGCAGAAGAAUCCAGACCUUUGGUACCUUGAGCUUGUGGUGUCUGGUUAUAAGGUUAGUGCCGGAAGCAACGGCAAGGUGGCUUGGAAUCAGUCUUCUUCGCAGCCUUGUCAUGCUAAUAAAGGUCCUCCCAGACCUCUCCGCCGCUUCUUUCAGGGAUUAGACCCACGGUACACAGCGAAUUUGUUCGAAGACGCCGUAUGCAUUGGAGAGAAAACCAUAAGCAAAGAAGACUGUUUCAUUCUAAAACUAGAGACGGCAGCAGAAUUGCUUAAAUCACAAAGCACGCCCCACGUCGAGAUCAUUCACCACACAAUUUGGGGUUACUUCAGCCAGAGAACCGGCCUCCUUGUCCAAUUUGAGGACACCAAGCUCGUCAGAAUGAAAGCUGGCAAGCGAAACGACAGUGUUUUUUGGGAGACCAGCAUUGCUUCCACCAUCGAGGAUUAUCGAUACGUCGACAACAUUAACAUUGCGCAUGGUGGUCGGACGACGGCCAGGCUGCAUCGGUACGGUGAAACGCUGAACCACCGGAGGAAAAUAGAGGAGAGUUGGAGAAUUGAAGAGGUUGAUUUUAAUAUUUGUGGUUUGUCGAUGGAUUGCUUCUUGCCUCCAGCGGAUAUGAAGAGGGAUCCAUCCGACGUCGGAGAACAAGAGGCGGGAGAGAGCUAACUAUUGUUAGAUUUAGUUCUUUUUCUUUUUUACACCUUAAACACGAUCAAAUUUCAAUAAUAUACAACACAUGUAAAUAUAGGAGGAUUUGACACUUUUUUCCCUUCACACCAAUGCUUCAAACUUUUUAAUACAAUACACCAUCAAGAUUUGUAGAUCCACAAA